Molecule: messenger RNA, 4334 nt
Organism: Mercenaria mercenaria
Lineage: Eukaryota; Metazoa; Mollusca; Bivalvia; Venerida; Veneridae
Exons: 8
Coding region: 357-1040 (227 amino acids)
Source: RefSeq, a predicted model, not a curated record
CAUACAGGUACUUGUGUUUUAAGUGACUUUAGUGUAUUUACUAGUCUAGUGAACCUGUGUUCAUUUAUUUGUGUAGUGUUGAUCAGUAUAGGAUUUAACUGUUCAAUACACAAUACAUGUGUUGUGUUUACAUCACUGUUCACUGACAUUUGACAGCAUAUUAGAAUAUUGAAUUUUUACACACAGAUGACUAACUGUACGUGGCAUACGUUUAUUUUACCUCGCCUGCAGCCGAAUCCUAUAUUAUCAAUACAAAACAAAUCUUGGAAGCGUGUGAAUGUAUAGUAGCAUAGAACUAUCGAUUGCCACAGCGGCAUAGGACAUUAUUGGAUUUAUAGACGGAUACAUAUGGUGCCAUGAAUUACAUUUUGUUGGUGAGUUGUCUAGCGGUGUUUGGCGAGCACGCCGCAGGUACUUACAAGGUGUGUAACAAGGAAACAGUCGAUCCGGCAUGGAAUAAGUGUGACGAAACCUAUUUCGUAUCAGAAGUAAAGGAUGAGGCUUCCAUGAAAAAGAUGUGCAAAAAUGUUGAAUGCUUGGUGAAAUGCAAAAAGGAUGCAGUGGGUGACUGUGACAAGCGCGAUGAAUUUCGUGAACAUCUUUUCAUGUACGACCCGGAGAGGUGGAAGGUCUAUUAUAGGUUUACCUGCUCAAAUCUUGAGUCGGUAAUGCAACAGUUUGACGGAGGAUGUGUAGAGAAGAAUGUCUGUGGUACUGGAAGCAUUGAAAAGAAUUUCAAUCCUGCGGAAAAAGACAAGCAAGUUUUGUGCAGCUCCUUUGAGGCUAUGCGUAAAUGUGUCAGUAUGGGUCCAGGGGGAACUUGCACUGCCGCGGGGGCCAAGUUUCAGGAAGAUAUCAGGAAACUAGGAUAUUCUGUUUCCAUUUGUGACAACACAGACAUCAAAGAUUCAUAUACUAAGUAUGGUGGACCUUACAAAUGUGGGAGUACCUCGGGGACAUCUACAAUUGUGCUUUCACUUCAAGCUAUUAGUUCCGUCAUUUUUUGUUGGAUAUUCCUCCAGUUCAGAAGGAUAUUGUAGAAUAUAUACAAUGAACUAAAUUUCGAUGCCAUAAACUUAAGGCAAUAUGGGACGUCGACAUUUUGAUUUAAGACAUUAUGGAGUUAUAAUACGAGAAAUACACGUAUAUUGAGUUGAAUAAUUAGCAUGGUUUCCAUAUAUAAGGGAAAAGAGAAGGAAAAUAUUUUAGAGAUUUUCUGAAAAAGUCGGCAACGUUUUGGAAGUAGGGACUUUCGAUCAAAACAUUGUGAGGAAACAUAAAUGUCUGUUAUAAAUUACCUCUAAACAACAUGAUAUGUAUAUAUAUAUAUCAUAUUUAAGUGUCAUGCCCUUUUUAUACGCCCGUUUGAAAAACGGGACGUAUUAUGGGAACGCCCCUGGCGGGCAGGAGUGCGACGUCCACAGACUUUGUCCGGAGCAUUUCUUCUACAUGCAUAGAGGGAUUUUGAUUCAACUUGGCACAGUUGUUCACCAUCAUGAGACGGAGUGUCAUGCGCAAGAACCAGGUCCCUAGGUCUAAGGUCAAGGUCACACUUAGAGGUCAAAGGAUACAAGAAUGAAAACUUUGUCCGGAGCAUUUCUUCUUCAUGCAUAGAGGGAUUUUGACAUAACUUGUCACAAAUGUUCACCACCAUAAGGCGGAGUGUCGUGCGUAAGAACCAGGUCCCUAGGUCUAAGGUCAAGGUCACACUUAGAGGUGAAAUGAUACAAGAAUGAAAACUUUGUCCUGAGCAUUCUUUCUUCAUGCAUAGAGGGAUUUUGAUAUAACUUGUCACAAAUGUUCACCAUCAUGAGACGAAGUGUCAUGCGCAAGGACCAGGUCCCUAGGUCUAAGGUCAAUGUCACACUUAGAGGCCAAAGGUCAGAUACAAGAAUGACUUUGUCAGAAGCAUUUCUUCUUCAUGCAUGGAGGGAUUUUGAUGUAACUUGGCACAAUUAUACACCAUCAUGAUAGGAAGUGUCAUGCAGUUCCUUUCUUUAGAAUUACUUCCCUUUGUUGUUACUAUAAAUAGCUUAUAUUGUAACUUCUUCAUUACUAGUCGUAGGGAAAAAUCAAGACCACUUUUCUGUAGUACAACAUGCAUGCUACAUCCAAUUUUGAGGUGUAUUUUGGACUUUUUUAAUUUAAGAUUAACUUCCCUUAGUUGUUACUAUAAAUAACUUAUAUUGUAACUUUUUUAUAAUUGACCAUAGGGAAAAACCAAGACAACUUUUCUGUGGUACAACAUAGAUGUGUCUUUCAAAUUUUAGGUGUAUUUUAAGGUCUCUCUACCUGGUAAGGAAUUUUUUUUGUGGACUUAGGAAAACACUUAAAAAGACUUACAAUGAUUGCUAAACAACCACAAAAUUAAAAUCCAUUUGCAAUACAGCAGCUAGAGUAAAGAAAUUUGCUGUGACAGGCGUAUAUUGUGACAUUCUGGCACUCUUGUUCUGUUUGUUUUCUUCCAAACAAUGGCUAAUUGUAAUAGCGGAAUGUAACGCUACCCCAUAAUAUUUCAAAUAACAAAUAUUGUGAUAAAAGGCGUGAGGUGUGUGUACUGCUGUAUACAAUAGCAGAUAAUUGGAUAAAGCGUGUGAGGUGUAUAUGCAACACUGUAUAUAAUUGCACAUGUUUGGAUUAAAGCGCACGAGGUAUAUGUACCGAAUUUUUCGCCUGUUUUUGCUAAAAUCAAAUUCGAACUCAUGCGUUUACCUUCAAUACAGUUAUUUAAAAAAUGACUGAAUACAGAGUAAUAUAUAUAAAUACAAAAUCACAUUUAGGCUUAAUCACUCUAUUACACAAUGAACUUAGCCAAAUAGCUUACCCGCCAUUGUAAUAUAUUUGCUUUUUGGGCCAAAAAUAAUUAUUUGCUGACCUCCCAAAAAACUAGGCUGACCUUUUUCUUGUGAUUUGGACUGUAUGUAAAAAUGAGAAUUUCUGUCAGCGCAACAUGAAGUUUGUAUUACAUCAUCACUGAGACAUACUAUUGGUCAAAAUGAUAACUGUUUGGUAAGCUCUUUUGCUAGUAAGUAAACAUAUAAAAAAAUAUAUCAAAUUAAAAAAAAUAUAUACAUACGUUUAUAUUUUUUGUAUAGCGGACAGGAGUUUCCGAUGUUUCACCCCGGAGUGUAAGAUGACUAGCAUGCUGUAAAUGACUUAUAACGAAUUACAUUGUACAUAAAACAGGAUCAAAAUGAAAUACCUUUAUAGUUCCUCUUUGUGGAUAAGGGGCCUCCGUGGCUGAGAGGUUAAGUUCGUUAACUUCAAAUCAAUUGCCCCUCAUCGAUGUGGUUUCGACCUCACUCGGGGCUUUGAACUCAUCAUUUGAGGAAGCCAUCCAGCUGGCUUACGGAAGGUCGAUGGAUCUACCCGUGAUGAAAUAAUACUAACUAAAGGCCAGUGUCUUAGCUCUAUUUUAGUGCCAUUUUUAUUGUGAUGUUAUCACAAAUAUCCAAGUUAUGACAGAUCAUCAUCUGUAUGGUUGUGUCAUUUCCAAAAAAUAAAGGUCGUCAUGAAAGCAUUCAUGAUUUAUUGUUCAAAAGAGUUUUUCAUGGGAUUUUUGUUCUUUUCACACAGCGUGUCAUACUAAACGUUUUCGUACCUGAAAAAUUGUUGAGAGGCCGGAUCCCCAGGCUUUACUGGCUUCCGAGCUACAAACGGGUAUGGGAAUAUUCGAUUCUGGUACAACUGUUUACUCGUCUCCACGGCAGGGUCGUGUAACCGCCUUAUCAGUUACCCUUGAGCCCUCGAGACAAAUGAAUGCAAUACUAAAACCAUAGAUGUAAUAAACAGUCACAUGCACAGCAGGGUAACGUUUUCUACUUUGUUUCUUAAACAUGAGAUAUUUAUAUGUGAGUCUAUAUAAGUCAUGCAGCAAAAUCUUUUGUUUUUAUAUCUGUACACAUUUAUAUGUUUGUCGGCACAUAAGUCACAAGGCGUAGACAUUUUGCACAUCACACUUUUUUGCAAUCAUUUGCACAUCGACCUUUAUCACAUUUUACACACCAUCCUAUAUCAUGUUUUUCCAUAUCACCCUGUAUGACAGUGCGCAUUAUCCUAUAUCACAUUUUUGCAUACCUGUCUAUCGCCUUAAUAUGUCAAAAUAAUAGACUUUCCUUUGUUUGGAUUUUACAACUGUUGAUGAUGAAUUAUUCUAUAGCUAUUGUAGUAGGUAGGGUUGUUACACACUAUAAUGUGACAGAGUUUAUACAGUAACUAUUGUUUUGAAUAACUGCUAAUAUUUUCUACCUAACUUUAUGUUGCAUACGUGUGUUCUAUGUAUGAAAUUAUGCUUAACCUGCAAAAUAAAUUAUUGCUUAUACUUCAUAAUAAUA